Molecule: messenger RNA, 1709 nt
Organism: Doryrhamphus excisus (bluestripe pipefish)
Lineage: Eukaryota; Metazoa; Chordata; Actinopteri; Syngnathiformes; Syngnathidae
Product: histone H2A-like
Cellular component (GO): nucleosome
Molecular function (GO): DNA binding; protein heterodimerization activity; structural constituent of chromatin
Source: RefSeq, a predicted model, not a curated record
GUGAUAUUUCCUGUUAAAUCUAAUCAUGUCUGGACGAGGCAAAGGCGGCAAGACUAGAGCGAAGGCCAAGACCAGGUCUUCAAGGGCCGGGCUGCAGUUCCCAGUCGGUCGUGUCCAUAGGCUGCUGCGUAAGGGUAACUAUGCAGAGCGUGUUGGUGCCGGCGCCCCUGUCUAUUUGGCGGCUGUGCUGGAGUACCUUACCGCUGAGAUCUUGGAAUUAGCGGGAAACGCAGCCCGUGACAACAAGAAGACCAGGAUCAUCCCCCGCCAUCUGCAGUUGGCAGUCCGUAACGACGAGGAGUUGAACAAACUUCUUGGCGGAGUCACCAUCGCUCAAGGUGGCGUCUUACCCAAUAUCCAGGCUGUUCUUCUGCCCAAGAAGACCGAGAAGGCAGUCAAGAAGUAAGAUGGACCUUUGAGGUCAACAUCGCUACUCAAACGGCUCUUUCAAGAGCCACUCACUUAUGAUUAAAGAGUAACCUUCUGAUUUCAUUUACUGCAUCACUACUUAUAUAAAUAUGAUAUAAUAUUUUAUUAUGACAUAGUUACACAAGGUGCUGCUUUGACCCUGCUGUCACUAUUUACAAUUACCCUCUUUAGAAAUUGUGUGUGACUAUAAACCAUAACUUGAUCAAAUAUAAACAUUAAAAAAAUAAAGCAGAUUACAAUGAAUUUCCAUGCAAAGAUUUCCAAACAUUUGACUCCAUUUUAUUCUACUUCCAUUUAAAAAAAAAAAGAGACAUCCCAAUUUGUGUAUUUAUAACUCAAGAGCAAGUAAUCAUCAUGCAAAGCGAUGAGGAAUUCAAACAUGUACAUACAACAUACAAAGUAUAUACUGUAUUUUCUAAACUAUAACUUGCUCCGGUGUAUGUCACACAAGGCAAAAAAUGCAUAAAAAAAAUACAUAAAUGCAUAAAAACAAAAACUAAAACAUACAUAAGUACAUGUCACAUUUUUUGUGGGUAAUUUAUUUCACAAACUACUUGACCAAAACAGACAUCAAUAAGUCAAGUUCUAACAAUAAAAUAAUAAAGAACAGGCUGAAUCGCCGUAAGCUAUGCUAACACAAUGGCUAUUCAGCUACACAAAAAAUAAACAUACACAAAAAAGGUGUCCAGUGUUUAUGUAACUAUUUUGUUUUCUUCAUGGCAGUAAAAGAAGGCUCUGCUUUACACCAGUCCCGAGUUUCUCACUUACUCCAAACUUUCUCUGUGCUGCUCGAUUAACUGUUUUCGGCUGCAAAUCUCCCUACUUUCAGCUUGUAGUCGGCAAAAUAUGAUGAUGAUUUUCUUCUGGGGGGCUUUUCAGAAUCAGAAAAGGGUUUAUUGCCAGGUAUGAUCAGACACAUACUAGGAAUUUGUUUUGGUGAAGUAGGUGCAGACACAUCUAAAAAAAAGAAUGAAAAAUACAAAAUAAACAGCAUAAAUAUAUGUACACAGUCUGUUUUUUGUUUCUUAUUCCGGAAGUGCAGUGUGAUUGUUUUUCCUAAGAGUCCAAACCAGACUGGACAAUGUAACGCAUAUAGUGAAAGUGUCAAAGUGGCAGGGUGAGGCAGAGGUGGGGUGUGAAAAGUGAGCCGGAAAAUACGAUAUUUGAUAUUAUAAAUAAGAUAUAAAUAAGAAAUAAGGUAAAAUAAACAAGAAAAGUAAAGAAAAUAAUAAAAAUGUUGUGUUUGAAUGUUAUGAAUGAUAUGCAUCAGUAUUUUUAAU